CACCACUGUUAACGAAGGAUUAUAGGGGAAACACUGAACCAGCACCAACUCUUGUCCCCAUCAAUCUAGUCCCCAGACGGCCCCGCCUGGGCGCACCGCCUCGCGCACAGCAAAUAUUCAGAGCUACAGAGUCAGCACGGGGAGAAUGUCGAGGAGGGGGAAGCGGGCAUUGGGAAAGAGUGGGGAGCUACCGUGGAGCCGGCUGGGGCCCAGAUGACCUCAGGUGGUGUUGGCGUAGACGCUAAAAAGUCCCGAGCUCACGGGCUCCAGGAUUUCCCACCUGCCAUUGGCACGGAGGAUGCGGACCGGCACGAGGGGCUGGAAGACCAGGAGCGGGAGCCAAUGGGAGGGCUGUCCGAGGAGUCCCAGAGCGCUAGGGCGGCAGUGUCUCCUCCCAUGACCCCCCAGCAGCCCUACGUCCAGUACCAGCACUCCUCCUUUUCUCCCUACCUGGCCAUGUGCGAGGGCAGCGGGGGCUCCUACAGGGGAGUGUCCCCAACCCUGGUCCACAAUUACCCAGGGUUCCACUACCCUCUGUACGGAAAGACGGCGGGCCGGGAGGAGUCGGAGGUGAUUCCGCCCAGCAGGGGAGAAACGGCGAGCGGGAAGCUGAUCGGAGAGUCAUCUUCAUCGUCCUCCUCCUCCUCCUCCGUGGAGCUGCUGCAGCAGCCGAGCCGUCACUUCCACGGAAAAUCCCCCGCGCCUGGCGAUAAGGGAUCGCCCGAUGGAGAACGAGACGUGGAACGGGAGAGGAACCACGUGUCGUUUGCUCGACACCUCCACACGCACCAUCACACACACCUGGGUAUGAGCUACAACCUGAUGUCCGGACAGUUCGAUAUCUACCAAGGUCGCCACUUUCCAAAGACGCCGCGCCUCAGUCUGGUGGUUCAGGCGAGCUUCGACGGCGAACAUCUGGAAACGGAUCCGGUGGAGCACAGAGAGCAGCCCCAGUUCUGCACCGAGCUGGCCUGGGAGCUGGACCGUAAGACGCUGCACCAGCACAGGCUGCAGCGGACUCCCAUCAAGCUCCAGUGCUUCGCUCUGGACCCCAGCAGCAAGAAGAAGGAGAACGUCGGCUACGUCGUCCUGGACCUGCGCUCCGUUACCGAGGUCAGACAGGAGCCUCGCUGGCACCAGCUGCUCAGCAGUAAGUACACCAAGCAGAAACCAGCGCUCCUCGUCUCCGUGAUCCUGGAGAACGACUCCAAGGCCGAAGAACCGUCUCCGGCGGAGACGUUCAAAGCCAAGAAGGCGCCGCCUCGACAAGGUUCCGCCUCGGUAAGCGGGCUGCUCCCUGAGACGCUGGAGGCCCGGCUGAUCCCGGACCAGGGGUACCAUCAAGUGGGUCCUGCAGAGCGCUGCAACGACAUGUUCGUCCUCUCCGUCACCGUGGCCUUCGCUACCAAACUGGAACAGUUGAUUCCCAGCACGAAGAAACUGACAGCAGACGACUCCGGGUUCUUCUUCUACUACUCCCUGCUGGGGAACGACAUCACCAGCGAGCCUUUCCACAACCUCCUGAGUCCUGACUUUGAGCCGGAGCGCGCCUCCGUGCGCCUCCGCAGCAGCAGCCAGGUCCUGCGGUCCUUCCUGUCGCAGCAGCCCGGCCUACAGAUCCAUCUGUGCUGUGGGAAUCAUUCCCUGGGCAGCACCGACGUCUCCCUCGCCGCCCUGGCUGCUGCUUCUGUCGACCUGGAGAACACGGCGGCGACGGUGGAGGGAGCGUUCGUCCUGCAGCCUCCGAAACGCAACAAGCUGCCGCCUCUUCCUGCGGAGCUGCAGCCGACGGUCGGAGUGGCCGUCACCCUGAGGAGGGAGGAGCUAGUGCCUCAGGCGUCUUUGGGGAACAAAGAUCCCAUCAGAGGUCCGUUUCUCCCUGCUGCUCCUCCUGCUGCUCCUCCUGAGCAGAGAGCACCAAGUCCAUCUCCAGUCCGGAAACCUGAUUCUCCUCCUCUUCCUCCUCCUUCCUCUCGCACUGAGAGCGAAGCAGAGAGUCUCCUGGAGGAGCUCGAUCUCCACAGGAAGCAGACAGCAGAUGUUGAGCUUCCUGCACCGCCGCCCGCUCAGCCUGAAGCUGCAGCAGGACCGUCGUCCGUCAGCGUCUCCGCUCCCAAAGUGUCCAUCCCCUCCUCCGCCCACCACUACUGCUUCUCCCUGGACCUGCGCAGCCUGGCCAAGCUCGCCCUGCCUCACCCCAUCGCUGCCACGCUCAGGUACUCGUACCAGUUCUUUGGAAGCUCCGCUCCCAUCAUCACCAACCCCCCCGUGGAGCUGCAGAGGAACAUGGAGGCGUCGCUGCCUCAGUCCUACUGCGCCUUUGACUUCGCCGCGCUGCCUCACCAGCUGCAGGACACCUUCCUCAGGGUUCCUCUGGUGGUGGAGCUGUGGGACCGAGGCUCCAGCAGCAGAGACCAGCUGGUGGGACUGGCCUCCAUCCAGCUGCAUCGCCUGCUCGGCCCGGAGAAGACGGCGUGGACGGGGGAGCCCCGCUGGAGGCAGACCCACCAGGACCGAGUCCCUGUGGUCCACCCUCAGCGCCCCACAGAGCGAGUGGCUGAGCUGAGCUACGCGGCGACGCUGGAGGACCUCGGCUUCGUCAAAGCCAAAGAGGUCCUGGUGUCGGACUCCUCACAGAAUGAAGGUCCGGCCGUCCCUCAGCCGCCGUCUCACCCAGCGGCACCUGAACACCCGUCGGCCCCCCAGGGGCCCGCCGCCCCCACGGCCCCCAGAGACACCAGAGACACCCUGGAGUAUCGAGCGGCCCUGGAGCUGGAGAUGUGGAAGGAGGAGCAGGAGGACCUGUUUGAUGAUCAGCUGAAGCAGAAGGAGCUGAGGCACAUGCAGGCGCUGGCCGAGGAGUGGAGGAAGCGAGACAGAGAGAGGGAGGCUCUGGUCCAGAAGAAGGAGCUGGAGUUCAACCUGCUGGAGGAGAAGCUUCAGAAAACGCUGUCAGACCUGGAGAAGAGGGAGAAGCAGCUGGCUGAAGCUGAACUGCAGACCCAGCGGCUGCAGAGGGAGCUGAGAGCUGAGCACGACCUCACCCAGAAAGAGCUGCAGGAGGCCAGCAGGCGGCUGCAGAGGGAGUGCGACCACCGGGUGGCGCUGGAGAGGGACAAAGCCCGGCUGAUGGAGGAAGAGCGAGGCCGUUUGCAGCAGCAGAUCGCAGACGGAGAGUCUCGCUACAAGCAGCUGGAGAAGGAGUUCCAGCUCUACAGAGAACAGCAGAACGUCCGGCCCGAGUUCAGGCUGCAGUCUGAGAUCAACCUGCUGACGCUGGAGAAGGUGGAACUGGAGAGGAAGCUGGAGUCCGCCACCAAGUCCAAGCUCCACUACAAGCAGCAGUGGGGGCGCGCCCUGAAGGAGCUCGCUCGCUUCAAACAGAGGGAGCAGGAGAACGCCAUGGCCCGUCUGAAGAAGCAGCAGGCGGAGCUGGAGGCCAUGAGGCUGCGUUACCUAGCAACAGAGGAGAAGGAGGCGGUGCGGCAGGACCGGCAGGAGCUGGAUGACAUCAGGAACGAACUGAACAGGUUAAAAAAGCAGGAAGAAGAGAGGUUAGGCCCCGCCCCCGCAGACCCAGGCUCCGCCCCCAGCCUGAACCUGAACGAGAGCGCCGAGGAACACCUGAGCCGCCUCCUGGAGGAGAGAGACACCCUGCUGAGGACCGGCGUCUACACGCACGAAGACCGCAUCAUUGCUGAGCUCAACAGACAGAUACAGGAAGCCAUGAGGGACAGGAAGCUCUGACAGCCGCUGCACUGGCCAAUCAGAGGACGGCUCAUCGCCUGAGGCCACCGGCAAGUCCGAUCAGCCGCAGAUCCACUCCGUUAAGAGAUAAAACUUUUUAGUUUCUGGUCGGAUCGGCAGCAUCUGCAGGUAAAAUGAGGAGAAUUUACCAGGAAGACGUUCCUCAGCUGAGAUCUGCUGGACGUUCUGUUAAUAAGUCGCCUCGUUUCUCACCUUCUAAGCAGCGAGAAGGAACCAAAGCUGGAAACCUUCAACUGGACCCGACUCAGUUUCUUUGGGUAAAGAAACUUUGACUUUCAGGGAAAUAAAGCUCGGCUAAUUUCCUGACUGUUUAGAGCAGCAGGAAUAAAUCUGUAUGUCUGGGAGAAUUUGGUUAAAGAUAUAUUUAUGUGUUUUUGUCGACGCCGUUCGUCCUGCUGAUGCAACGCUGGACGGUUCCGGAUCCAGAACGUCUACCUUUCAUGUCUUAGUGACUAAAGUUUUCCUUUAGUCAUUAAGUUAUUGCAUCUGUUACACAGAUCUCUUAAAAUCACUUUCCUGGUGCUGUAGACCUUCAGAUUAAAACUAGUUCUGUAAGUUUUUCUAUAA
Fundulus heteroclitus (mummichog) is the source of this 4335-nucleotide messenger RNA. RefSeq names its product centrosomal protein of 120 kDa. Lineage: Eukaryota; Metazoa; Chordata; Actinopteri; Cyprinodontiformes; Fundulidae. The record is from RefSeq and is a predicted model, not a curated record. Bases 214 to 3747 code for a protein of 1177 amino acids. Gene Ontology annotation, biological process: interkinetic nuclear migration; positive regulation of centriole elongation; centrosome cycle. Gene Ontology annotation, cellular component: centrosome; centriole. The transcript is spliced from 22 exons.